CAGAUUACACAAAUGAGAAAUGACCAUCAGGCUAUCGGAGGACUUCGGUGCUGCUCCUGCUCUCGAGCGGGGUUUUGCGGCAUCUGCGCGACGUGGAUAUACACAUACACACACACACACACAGACAUACACACGCACGUGCACCAGCAUCGUCGAGCGUCGGGGUCGGCGUCGGCGACGCCGAGAGCUUCCGGGCGCGAGCUUUUUAGAUACGCCGCCGAUAACGCCGGUAUCUCGCGGUAGCACCUCCCGUCGCGGUGCGUAUAAUUUAUUUUCCCCCGAUAAGCUCGGCUACGGCGCGACGCGAUGCGACGCGCCGCGUCGCGGUAUCGCGUAAGGUUCGCGUCGAACCUCAGGAGCCGCGACCCUCGACGAGUCGAGGACGCGAGGAGAGAUACUUGCAGCGGCCAGGUUUCGGCCGCGCAAAAUCGGGUUUUCACGACGCCCGUCACGCGUGCACUUCCUAUGAUCGCCGUCAGGAGAACUCGACUUCACGUGGUUUGGCGAUUAAUUUGUCUUCAUGACACUACAUACGUUAUUUCAUGUACGAUACCUGUCAUAUAUUAUCAUAACACGUUUCUUUACAUAUAUUAUCUUAUAAUACAUGCGAUUUUUAUGGAAUGCCAUUGCAAUCAAUGUCAAUAUUGACACCGCGAUGAAACGUUAUUGGAGAUAACAUAAUCCACGUUAGAUCGUGUCAGAAUGAGCUCUGUGUCUCACUUUACUCGCUCAUACUUGUCGAAUCAUGCGAUAAAGUUGUCUACGGUCUUCCAACGAAGAACAAUUAAAAUUCAAGAUUGGUCGACCGCGUCCAACACUGUCACGCAUCGCUGCGUGAACGUAGAACGCAGGUCUGAAUCGUUCUGGAUCGGAGGUGGUCGCCGUCUUUCAGGAUCCUACAAAAUCGGUGCUGGUCAUGCGAUGCUGAAGGGUUUUCGAGCGCGCCCAGCGCUCGGUAUCCGUCCAUCUUCUCGGACAGAUGAGAGAGGGCGGCCGAUAAAGGACGGUGGAGGAGGAGGGAGAGGGACAAGGCUAUCUCUCGCGUCGUCUAGACUCGAAGAGCCGUUCCUGGAUUUUCUCCCCCGGGACCCCUGCGUUCCCGAAGAGAGACAGAGAGCAAGAGAGAGAGAGAGAGAGAGAGAGAGAGAGAGAGAGAGAGAGAAGGAGGCAAGAGGUCGAGAGGGAAAGGAAGAAGGAGAGAGAGAGUGAAUCUUGCGAGACAGUGAGACCACUGUUGGAUCUGUUUCCCUCCUUCUCACUUCCCCCGCAUUGCCGGGAGGAUCUUAACGAAUAAGAUAACACGGCGCCAGGGAGCUCUCCUCUCCUGUUUCUCGCUCUCUCUUUCUCUCUCUCUCUCUCUCUCUCUCUCUCUCACUUGUUCGCUGUGUGUCUCCUCUUCUUUUCCUCUAUUAGGUACUCGAAGAGGCCAACGGUCACCGACACUACAGCGAUGAUCCAUCCUGGCCGUCCUCUCGACAUCUCUCCUCGCGAUUACGCGGAAUCUCUCUUUCCCCGCUUGUCCCCGCCCGCCCUGCAAACGUUCCCCUCCGCGCUUUUUCAUGCCUCUUCCCGGCAGAUCGCGUACCGACGAUCCCGUUUAUCCGCCGACGAUCGAUCGACGAGUCCGGUCGCCUUUAUGAGAAAGUCGGGGCUCCGCGAGGCGAAGUGUCUAAAUUGGUCUUCCGUCGUUGUGAGGAUGAUAGAUGGAACAAUUUGUAAUUCCGGCCUGAGUCUCUCCGGCCGCGCUCUCGAGUCUCGGUCGCGAGACGCGAUCGGAUGUUAGAUCGGAGGGAAAGGGUUCGAUUUUUCUGAUAAAAUUUCAUUCCGCGAGAAUCCCUCGAUCUAAUUACAGGAUUGCAAAUUGAAUUACGGAGAAGGUUGGAAUCGGAGAGAUUCUCUCUCCAUUGGUACAUAAUUGUAGAAGGACAAUCUUCAGUGUCUGUGCUGAUCAGAGAUUGAAGUUGAAACGGAAGAUCGAUUUGGAGACGCGUUAUCGGAUUAAUCAAAGGUGAAAAGGGGGAGGCUUGAAUUAAAUAUUUUUCUUGAUUUAAGUUCCGAUAAAUUUGCAUCUGAUUCUAGGAAGAUGAAUCUUAAUUCAAAUAUGAUUGGAAAAAAAUUUUAAAGAAUCUGUGCGGUCAGAAAUUUAUAGAUUUUCAGAGGGGAGGAAAAUGUAAAUCUCUUUCUUCGGGACUGAAAGAAAAAUUUAAUUUCUGGGAAAAUUAAUCUAAAUUCAUAAACGUGAUCAAAAAAGUAAAUUCCAAGAACGUGCAGUGUUAGAAACUCGUUACUUUUCAAAGUUACUAGAGCUGAAGGGAAAGAUUUAAAUUCGAGACUGAAUGAAAAGUAGAAUUUUUGUAGGAAGAUGAAUUUCAAUUUCAAUAUGAUUGGAAAAAAGAAAUUCAACGAUGGCGUGGAACGAUGGAGUGAGAGACUCGUUGCUCUUUAGAGGAAUCAUGGUCCAAGGAGAAAACUUCAAUUUGAGGCUGCGUGAAAAAUCGAAUUUCUAGAAAAAUGGAUUUUAAUUUAGGUGUCGAUAGGAAAAGAAAUUUGAAAGAACGCGUCGAGUCAGAGACUCGUUGCUUUUCGGAGCUAUCCGUGUCGUGAAUGGGGAAAUUCAAAUUUCGAGACUGUAUAAAAGAUUGAACGAGACGCUUCCUCUUCCUCUCCUCUUCCUUCCCGUCUCCCUCAAGUCCCCUCGUCCUCCGCUCGCAGACUGACAUUGGUUGUUCUCGCUCGUCGCGGCUAUAUCAGACUCGUUUAUCCGGCGGCGAGCGACGCCGAUUACGCGGAAUCCCCCGAAGACGCGAGCGAGGAGAACGAUCCCGUUGAUAUGCGGGGGGAUCAAUAACCCUAAGUGCGAACGGUUUCAAUUAGGGUUCGUCGUCGCGCGCGCGCCACCAAAGUGAACGUCGCGACGGUGUUUCGGUCGCACGGCAUCUCGAUCGCCACUUUUUCGCAAUCGCAACGAUCCCCGCUCGCGAUCUCGCUCGUAGAAGACGGCAAUUAUCGGUCGCCCUUGUCGUAGAUCGCGACUCUGCUUUUUCAUCGCGUCGGUGAUUAUCCGGUCAGCUUCGUUCGCGUAAUAUCAGGUUGCAAGAGUUCUGUCGUGUUUGUCAAAGGAGACAGGAGACGAAAUUAUUUUUAUCUCACAAUUCGCAAUCAACAAUCAACUAUGAGUUCAUUUGGCGAUUAAAAGUUUCUACAACAUUAUCAAUCCUUCGAAAUCCAAUUUCGAGGGAUGAAUAAUUGUCACGGACGAGAUGAUUACCGACUCGGUAUUUCUUCAGACAUCUGACGGAGACGCGCGUUAUCUGCCUUUCCUCUAACACCCAAACUUUCUACGGGAAUUUCGCAGAAAAAUGGCGAUUCUUCUGCAGAGAUCAGAUAAGAGGAGAUCAUCGGUGACGAGUCAAAGUCUCGCGCGCGAGAUGCUUCUUGGCGCGAUACCCCCGAAUUCGACCGAUUUCUUCGGCGCGGUUAAUUUUUCACAUUGAAUCGACCGCUCGAGUCUCCCGCGUCAGUCCUUUCUCCACCUCGGGAUGAAACAACAACGAGCGACCGGACUUUCUGGUCUCUUUGCGAGCCGUCGCCGCGCAAAAACUUGUUUUGCGCGAAUCCCGAUGUUAAUCUGCGUAUUAAUAUGCGCGCAACACUGAUAUCGAAUAACGGUUAGAUCCGCGAUAGGCGGCUGAGAAAAUACAAGUUCAACUGGUUCUCUCUCUUUCUCUCUUUCUCUCUUCGUCCCUCCCUCCCCUUUGUCGCUUUCUCGCUCUUCUCGACGAAUAUCGCGUAAGCCCGACGCGAAUAAUUUAUUAGCGGGUAAUUACCGAUUGCGGCGUUGAUAACGGCGCGGAGCGUUUCGCAACGGUUCCUCGAGGCGUGACGCAACCGACCGACAGCCGAAUAACGUUGCAAACGAAUCGCUCACCCAGCGCGACUACGGCAGGCGCGCGGUGGCGGGCUUGCGAAACCGUCGCGAAAAAUUUAACGUCAAAGUACGCACACGCGGCUGAAGUAUCCGUUCGCGCCAGCAACACUGCCGUGACUAAUAUCGCGCGCGAGACUUCGACUCAUCACCGAUGAUCUGCUUUUAUCGGAUCGCUGCGAGAGGAUCGCCAUUUUUCUCGUAGCAAGUUUGGGUGUUAGAAGGAAAGCAGAAGUCUCCGACCGCGCAGCCCAAAAUCGUCGCCAACUGACAGUGUCACACUGAGAGAAAAGUAUAGUUUUCUUUGGCGUCAACUACACGCUUUUGUGAUUUUAACCAGAAAAAUAAUUAGAAGAACCAUUGUUUUAGUAAGUGUUAUUAGAAAGAUGGCUCUUCUAAUUAUUUUUAAUGGUUAAAAUCAUAAAAAAGUAUAGUUGACGCCGAAAACAACUAUAUUUUUCUCUUAAUGUUACGUUAUCGUAUUCCUAGUUUAAUUCAUCUGAUCCUUUCGCUCAUUAACGGACGGUUCGACUGAUCGCUUUUCGUACGAGAUUUCACUUACCGUCAUUGUCAUUGUACUUGCACCGACAAUGAACUCUACUGAGAUACAUGAUCCGAGCGAUCUUGACUCACACUUAUCCUAUUUCCUUCAGUUUUUUAUGCGAAAAACGUGGUAAUAUCCAUUCUUCCGUAUGGAUCUUAGUUUGCCCGCCAGAGAGCGUUUUAUUUGAGCUAUUGCUUAAUACGAAGGGACACUUUUUUUAACUUUGGUGCUCUCUAGUGAGCAAACUGAGGACCGGACAGAAAAAUGAAGAUUACCACAUUCUUUUUCACAAAACAUUGAAGGGAGUAGAAUAGGUGCGAAUCAAAAUCUAGUCAUGUCAGUAGUAUUCAUUGUGAAAGAAGGAAUAUCUAAGAAAUAACAAAUAUUCGAUAAGUAUUAAUAACAUAUUUUUUAAAUAGAAUCUAGAUUCUUACAUAGAAUAAACAAUUAUUCUCAUAAAAAGCCUUUGAAUUAAUUAAGAUGCUUUAUUUUUUCAUCGAGCUUGUUUAAGGACAGAAAAUAUUUCUGCAUGACGACGGCCCUCCCCCCGUUUUUUGUCAAGAACGCAUCUCCCAGCAACUGCGACGCGGUACUUUUUCCGCGGCAUAGCGUCGUAUCGGCGAGAAUAGGUGCAUUAAUGCUCGACGGGAUUAUACAAAUGCGCGUGUACUUUUGCAUAAUGCGCGCGCGACGCGAGUUCAGUAGUUAACGACGUGUGAAUAUUUAUGGCACUGUCAGUGCUCGUUUCCGUCACCGUUCUCGAUUCCGCACCGCUUUUAUCGAACUGGCUCUCUUCCCUCCCUCCCUCCUUCCCUUCUGUUUCUCUUUCUCUCUCUCUCUCUCUCUCUCUUUUCUCUUUCUCUCCUUUCUCUCCCGUCUCUCUCGAUUCCUGGCCGCCGUGGCUGCGAAUAAAAUCGAACGGUGUGCGUGCGCGGCCGUUGCACCGUCGCAUAUUUCCAGCUAGGAGCAUAAACAAUAACGCACUGCGGAAUAAUGGGGCGUACUUAAAAUAACGAACACGACAGAGCGGUAAGCGCGAUAAAAUGCGCGCGGCACAAUUAAUCAACAGCCGAAGAGUAUCGUGUAUAGGAUAUUAAUUACGUUACACGGAGCAUUGAUCAAGAUUAAAAAAAUUACAUCACGCGCGACAUAUUUCGCUAUAGAAUAUUAAUUAAGGAGCCGUAGAAAAUACGCAAAAAUCCGCCGGUGGAGAUAACAGUCCCGUAACGAGGCGAGGAUGCGCGCCGCGCACACUGAUGACGAUAACACGCCAAAUAGAGUAAACCACGCAGCUAUCGAUGCCUCUUCCCCAGUCAUUGGCGCUCUGGAAAAACCUGGUUUUUCACGCGACCAACAUUGCGGUUAGGCUUCUUGCCCGCAUUCUACCACAGCGUGUUAAGGCCGAUCUACAAUGGUCGUAUCGUAGCGUCGCAAGCGUCGUAAGCGUCGUGCGAUUCGUCGUGACGGAUCGUCGUAGAAGUUUGGUCGAACCCAAACUUCAACGAUUCUACGACACUACGAUUGCUACGAUCAACCAAUCAGCGACGAGUUAGAGUCGUAUUACUUAAAAAUAUAUAUGGCACAAAAAAUAAUCAUAUUCAUCAUUAAAAGUAUAUACUUUUGUACUGCUCACGAGCAUUACGAUUUUGCGAUGUCACGACGUUACGAUACGACCAAUGUAGAUCGACCCUUAGACAUUAAUAGGUGAGUUUUUGUUGGCCAAAAUAAUCGGCGAAUCGAUCAUGGAAUUGAUCAAUUGUCGUAUCGCGAAUAACUUGAUUGAUUGGUGAAAUUAAUUAUUAAUCAGUACUCAAUCAAUCGGUCAAUCAAAGUGACAAUUUUGAUUGACAAUUAAUAGUAUCAAUCGAUGAAAUUAUUUGUGAUUUUACAUAUGAAGACUCUGACUAAUUUUGCUUAUUGAUUCGCCAAUUAUUCUGGUUAGUGAAAUUUUUAAUUCAACAAUGUCUAACUUUAUUUUUUUAUCCGUGUCCAAGAAUACAAUUUAAUCGGUCUAGCGGCGCCAACUCCGAGCUUCAUGCGCUAGGAAUCGGUUAAAUUUCAGGCGUUAAAUUUAGCAUGUUCUCCGACUCUUCGCGAAUCUUUUCGUAAUAGCGAGAAUCUCUUUCACGGACAAUAUUGUUGUCAUCAGGCAUCGAGUGUUUGCAAGCAACUCUCGGGUCCUCCAACGCUUAGUUCGAAUUCAACGCGUUAUUAAAUGUAAAUAGAUUACCAGCACAAUAAGGAAUGAUUUCCACGAAUCGCUGCGUGAUUGGCGCAAUCUUUUGGAAUCGUGAAGUACGUGCGAGAAGCUCGAGGGGCUCAUGUCCGCUAGGCUUCUGCUUAUAAAAGUUAGGGAGUAACGCACAAGAGAUCAGAUCAGCCUAACUGUCUAAAGCGUGUCAGUAUAGCAAAGUAAAGGUUUAUUAAAAUUCUCUGGUUUUUCUUAAUCAUUAAUUAAUCGCACUCAUUUAAGUCCUUCGACUUCCCUUACACUGAAUCCAAUGGAAUCAGCAUUAAAUCAAGCUUGCUGAUCCGACUAAUUCAAUAAGCGUGUUUUUGAACAAUCUAUUUCCUUUCUCUCUGCAAAAGUGAUCUUCGCAGUAUAAACUGUGAACAAAUAUCGCAGAUCGCAGAGAACCAGAAUUUCCUAGAAUGUCAUUACGGGGAAAGAUGCCAAUAAUCGCGCGGUUUAUCCAGAACCGAAGCGGUAAUAAUCGUAAAAGGCCUUGGGCGGACCAUCCUUGAUUAAACGUCCGAAAAAAAUAAUCGCCGGAAACGUCGGGACUAUCGACGUCUUUCACGGGGGAGUGGGGGGGAGUCGACUCUCAUCGAGAGACUUCGAAAUUAAUUAAUUUAACUCGCCAAAUGUAAAAUUUUCUCUCUCUCUCUCUUUCUCUCUCAACCAAGCCUCAGCGACUUGAAUAUUCGCAACAAAAUCGCAAUAGUCACGAACGGUCUUCUUCCAUGAACCGUUAACAACAAGCAAUAACAUCUGAAACGCGUUCUCGCUCAGCUGCCGAAGUUCAGAGAAGAAAAUUUCGUCGGCCGAGCUCGACGACUCUCUCUCUUUCUCAAAUAUCGUCAUAAAAUCAGUCGGUGACAAGCGGUUUCUCGCGAGCCGUUCGCGUGGAAGGCGCACUGCGUGAGCGUCUCUCUCGGCGCCUCAACUCUUUUCAGGCUCCCACAAUCGGAGAUUUCAGUCGGCCACGUCCGGCCUUAUCUUCUACGUCUCUCCUCUCGCGGAGAAACGGCGCGGGAAAAAAAAAAAGGAGAAGAAAAGAGGAGAAGGCGCGAUACCGCAUCGCAUCGACGUGCGGAGACAAAGAGUACGCUUAUUAGAUAUAAGCGCUCCCUACGUGUCUCGCACUCGGCCUUAUCGCUAUCGUCGUUACUCACGGAGCGAGCGAGCGAGCGAGCGAGCGCAGGAGCCGCCGCGGGAGUAUCGCGAGCGAGCGCUUAUCGUUAUCCGUUAUCACGGCGCGUUAUCAAGCGAAGUUCGAACCUGGCAUCGGGGCGGCGACGGUCCGUGCUGCCGCCGUCGGAAAACUGGCGCGAUAUGUGCCCUGCCGAGGUUCGAAACCGGUCCCGCUGAAUUUCCCCGAGGGAUUUUUCCGCGACGCGCGCUCUCGUCAAAAGCGAAACCGACGGCUUAUUCCAUGGCUUCUGUCUGUCUCUCUUUCUUUCUUUCUUUUCUCCUUGUUUUCCCGCACUUUUGCUUCGGGUGAUAACGACGGAGGAGUGGAAAAUCGCCUUGAGAUAACUUAGCGCUCAAACGAUACGCUCAUUCAGUAUCUCAUAAAUUUUAACGUUAAUGACGCACGCACACACACGCGCUAACGAAUAAACGAGGUUAGACAACGGUUAUCAAUUGCGCUAUCAAUUGGUUGUUAUUAGGUAUUAAUUGGCGAGUUGUUAGUUAAACAGCGCGUAGUAAUUACUCGAGACGAUAAGUUAAGUUUUACAAGCCAAUUAUCGGUCGUUUAUCUCGCGAUAAUAUUGUACUUUCAUUACGUCACGACACGCCGAAGAAGAGAAAUUUUACGUUACGUCGCUCGCACUGUUAUCGAAAACUUCGACUACUCGCACUUGGGGCCGCGGUGAAAACGCGACGUCGACGUGGAUCGCGUUUUCGCGUGGGGAGAGACUCAGGACGGCAGAUGACGGUGGAUGAUGGGGCGGACGAGGCGGAGAUGAAUCCCGUCGAGUUGUUAUUCUCCCGUCGCACUGUACGUCUUUCUCAACGGGGAAACGAACGAGCGCGGGUGACGUUCUUCGAUUCGACUGGGUUGACGUCAGGCGCGUUCCCGAGAAUAAUUGGUGAUUCACGGGUGGGUUUCUGCCGGUGGCCCCGACAUGCCGUGGAAUUGCUCUCUUCCGGUGUGUAUCCAGCGGGUCAACAAUGAAGAAUAAGAAGGCUUCUAACCGCGUCGAGAGAGAAACAAGCGGGAAGGAGGGACAGAGACAGGAGGACGACGACGAAGAGGAAGUAGGGGACGGAGAGGGUAAGAGAUACAGGAACGACUGUUUGCACGGCACUAUCGUGCGGCAACAGAAUGCAAAGGAUGGAAAGAGGGAUCGGCAGUGACACCGAGUGAGAAAAUCGACGGCGAAUGCGCCGUGGGAAGGGGAGAGAGAGGCAAAGAGAAAGAGAGAGAGACAGAGGAAAGUGAUAACAGGUAGCCAUGGGUCCCUGGGCCGCCAGGGAACCAGUGAUAGUGCUUGCACCGCAAGAGCGAGCAUCUCCCGUCGCGGUUUCUAGAACUCGUCGCCGCGAAAACACGAGGAAAACGCGGAAAACGAAACGAAGCCGCCGUGGUGAAGCGAAUGUGAACGAUAUACAGUGACGUGGGGAUGCUCAAGUGCACGGUUGUGUAGGCUGUACGAGUAUAACGUAGCAAAAUGAAGAAAUGACGUGAAAUGAAAAUCGGUGGCGCGAGUACCGGCUAUCCGUCUCAUUCCCGCGCGCUGCAUGAGUUCGCGAAUUAGUCCGAAUCUUGCGGUUAUCUUGAGGGAUAUGACGCACCCCGACGAGAGUAUUCGAGUGUCGAAAGCGGCGCUAUUUCUGAAAACCGCACGUGUCCGUUUGCUACUGAUCGUGUCGUGAUCUGAGCCGGCAGGAAACUCGUUAGGCGACUCGCGUCUUCGACGAAGAACAGUGAUUCGGAGAUCGUGGAAUCAUGUCGGGACAUGCAACGAGUGCGCUCGGACUCGUGAGUGCGGAGAUUGGUACUUUCUUUUGAGAAUUUGUCCGCCCGAUGUGCACCAUGAGCAUUCUGCUGUGGCGACAGCGCAGGGCGAGUCAGCUGCGAACCGAAAGCGCUCUCUCCUUGACGAGGGAGGAUGAGGAGUGGAGUGACUCGGAGAAGACCCCGUCGGUGAGCAGCGGCGUGGAUGGCGGCGGAUCAGCGGUGUCAAGCCCUGUUGCACCGGUGGUCGAAGAAGACUCGAGUUUACCGCCCCCGCCGAGACUCAACCCUGUUUUGUCCUCGGUCAAUUCUGCCAACGAGGACCUCAGAAUACGUCUUAGUGUACUUCCCGAAGAAACUAGGAAGCGUCUCGCUAGCCUCACCGAGGAUAUCGAGGUUGCCAAGAGCAUCAGAAGCCAUGCACCGUCCAGGAGCGUACGCACGCGAGAAUCGAGUCCCAAGGAUGUUGAAGAGGAACAGGUGGUGGUCAAGGAGGAAGAGUGUCAACCGAGGUCGUCAUCCUCCUUAUCCUCUUCCACCAGGAAACGAGAUGCCGUGUGCCGUAGGGACUCGGAGGACUCCGCGAGACGGUCUGACGAGUCCGCCACUGAAGCCAAGAGGAUGAAGCCCGAAGAUGAGGCAGCACCAAGACUGAGACUCAAUGCUAGUCUGGCGACGGAUCCCGCCCUGAGACCCGCCGCCGUCGCCGCUCUUACCGUGAAGCCCGAGAACACCUCGCCGCCAAAUCCGACUCCGCCGCUGCCAGCUGGUCUCCAGAAUGCAAUCGCGUCCGGUCGCUUGUUUGUUCUGCCAACCGACGGCAAGGAGACGAUCACAGUAGAGCCGGCAAGGCCGACUGCGCUGAUCUGUCCACCAUGUGGCAUACGCUUUAGUUCGGCGAGCACUUUGGAAGCGCAUCGCACUUACUAUUGCGCCCACCGACCGCGUUUAGAGGAAGAUGCGGCGAACGACGAGGAUGACGACAAGUCUGGCAAAUACGAGGUGCGAAAGGCGUACGCAUGUCCUCACUGCUCGUACAGCGCGGAUAAGAAAGUAUCGUUGAACCGCCACAUGCGAAUGCACGCGGCAUCGCCGGCACCACCAACGAUACCACCAGCGAACCCAACCCCGACCAACAACCCUGUCGCCGGUCAAACAACCGCCUCCAACGGUUCUCUCAACGAGGAAGUUGAGAAAUAUUGUAGGAAUUGCGACAUCAGAUUCAGCUCUUUGAAGACGUACAGGGCACAUAAAACGCACUACUGCAGUACCAGGCACGUGGUGAAGGACUCCGUGCCAACGCCGGCGACGCCGCAGUCUUCGGUCAAGGCGUCUCCGCCAACAAGUUCGAGUCCUGGCGACUCACCACCCCCACAACCCUGCCUGGCACUGCCUACCAAUCCCCCCAUCGUCUUACCGUACACGGUGUUCCGCGGCGCGAGUGUUCUCGCCGCGCCAGCUCUUCCACUUCCCGAUACGGUGUACUAUCUUCUGCCAGACGGUACCCUCCAACCAGUAACGAGGGGUCUUCCUCCAGCAACGCAAAACGCUACAAUGGAACCGCCAGCUGUUCUAAAGGCGGCAAACAAGCCCUCAACGCCGGCGUCAGUAGUUACAGCGUCCACGUCGCCGUCCGUCUUGGCACCCCUCGAUCUCAGCGUGCGCAGAUCGCCGGGUCACCAGGACGAGAAGGAGAACAGGAUGUCACCGGCGCCGUCGUCUCUGCCUCCGCCGCCAGGUAGUCCGAGGUCUAGAAGCAGCGGUAGUCCCAGAACAAGUUCCAUCGGUUCAAUACAAACGACUGCUGUCGCACCAUCCCCAGCCACCGAAAUUCCUCUGAGAUUAACUGACCUGCCGCCACCUCCUGUUCCAGGAGUGCUGGUGAAGCAGGGUGUUUCGAGAUGCAAGGAAUGCAACAUCGUAUUCUGCCGGCACGAGAACUUUGUCGCUCACAAGAAACACUACUGCCAAUCGAGGGGGGAGACCACGGUAAGCAACAGUCCACCGCCAUCCGGCACACCCUCGCCGCCACUGGUCCAGCUGAUCUGCGCCGCUUGUGGCAUCAAGUUCGCCUCUAUGGACAACUUAGCUGCCCAUCAAGCGUUCUACUGCCCCAAAAGGCCCGAGUCUCAGGAACAUCACACACGUUGUUCCAAAUGCAAGGCGAUAAUAGAGCCCGGAAGUAGCCAUUCCUGUGCCAGCAGUGCUACAGGUGGCUGGAGAUGUCCAGUCUGUGGCGCCGUUAGUCCAACGGCUGGCGCUGCUCAACGCCACAUGGAUGCCCAUCAAGGCAUCAAGGCCUUCCGAUGCACUAUCUGCCGUUACAAGGGCAACACCUUACGUGGCAUGAGGACUCACAUCAGAAUGCACUUUGCGAAACGUGGCACCGACCUACAGGAGGAGAAUUACAUAACAUGCGUGUUGGACGAUGAAGCGACGUUACCAACGCCGGAACCGGCAGCCGCCACGACACCGGAAGAAAUACCUGCGGAGGUGCAGGUGAACGGUAAAACCACAGACACAAGAAAGAGUCCACAACCGCCGCCGUCGUUACCGCCACCUGCGGCUGUUACCAGUAAGGUGAAGCAGGAACGCGAAGACACGCCACCGCCGCCGCCACCUCCACCUCCGGAGGAGAGUUUAGACCCCACUAAAAGCGGGCCUCGAUAUUGUCGAUCUUGUGACAUCAGUUUCAAUUAUUUGAGCACGUUCAUCGCCCACAAGAAAUUUUAUUGUUCGAGUCAUGCCGGUGAGGCCAGCAACAACAAUAACAACAAUAAUAAUAAUAACAACGCCAGCGGACAUGCGACGUCGCCGCCGACCGGGAGGACCGAGGCGUCAGUACUCUAAGGACGAAGGACUAAAAUCUCGAACUACGAGACGGCUACGCCGCCGUUUCUCUUCCUCUUCUUGGAGUUCCUCCUCACGUUUAAUAUAUACUUCAAAAUUCGCAGUCGAGAAUAGAAUUGUGAAGGUAACUCGACUUGAAACUAUCAAAAAUUGUCCGUUUGAGAACUCUACUUGUCGAUGGUUCUGCUAUGCUAAGUGAGAAUAAUAUUUAGAGAUAGAUAGAUAGAGAGAGAGAGAGAGAGAGAGAGAGAGAGAGAGAGAGAGAGAGAGAGAGAGAAAAGGUGUUCGUAAGAGAAUAACGGUCUUACGAUGAUGUUACCGGAAUAUGAAGAUAUUCCUCGAAGACAGAGAUAUUUUAAGGAUUCAAGCUAAAAAGAAGAGGAUACUCAGUGAAAAGUGAGUUCCUGAAAAUGUAACGAGAAUAUUCUCUCAAAAUUGCGAGAUUUAGGAAAGUGGCUCCAGGAAGAGGAACAAAACGUGGUGAGCGUGCAACGACGAUGCACCACAACCAGGACUGUUCAUUGUUGCCAGUUUAUAUAUAAUAUAAUGAACGACUAUCGGACUUCUCAGUUGACUCUAUUACGUUGUGUGAUUUUUGUUGAUCCAGGGAAUCGUUCGUACUUAUAAGCCGAAGGUAUCUACGUGUACAUAUAUAUGCGCGCGUGCAUGUGUUUGUAUGUAUGUGAGAGAGAGCUCGCAGCAAAUAAGAGCGCAAACGGAGCCGUAACAAGAGUCUAGUUUGCGUCGCGAUUUGUAUAAACAUUUAAAUUUAUAUUUAUAUGUGAUAAUAUAUACACACACGAUAAAUUUUUUUAACGAUUGAAUUAGGUUUAAAAGAUCUUUUUUAACUUUAUUUUCAUAGCGCUGACUAAAACGAUGCUUUCUUACGUAUAUAUUUUUCAAGCAUUAUUAACUUUAAAAAGUAACUUUAAAAGAAAAUAGGAGUCAUUAAUGUAAAUAAUUUUAUUCACAAAUAUUAAUCAAUUUUUUCGCGUUAGACCAAAUAAUUGAUGUAGAAAAUCUUUCUGUGAGAAAAACGAGUAUGCGCAAUUUCUAUAUAUCUAUUAAUAUAAUACCUAUUUCAAUCAAUUAUCAACAAACGCUUGCAAAUAUUUAUAUAGGUAUAUGUAUAUAUUAAAUUUCGUAAGGCAAUAUUUUUAUUUUUAUAAUUUGAUAUUAAAAUGAUUUGAGAUAUAUCUAGUUACGACUCUGGGUGCGCGCAAUCAAUUCGACGAUCGUCACGUCGAUUUGGCGUUCUCGAAAGGAAACUCAAAGUUGACGAGACGCCGCAUACGUUUGUACAUAGAGGGUAAAUCAAUGGGCGAAAAAUUGCGAAUGCAAAUGGCGAAACGAGGGGAAAUAAGAAAAAAAAAACACGUCUGAGCUCGACGCUCGCGAACUGAUCGAUCGAUUCAGACGAAGGUGUGCAAUCUCAUGACUCUUGAAUAAUCUCGUAGCAUAGUUAAUAAUCGACAUUAUCUAAGGACGAGUAUGAUGAGUGUAAAAUGUUGUACAGUAGGCGAGUAGAGUAUUACGGAGCAGUAGUAAGCGAUCCUGAUGAAUGAUACCAAUCUCAGCUUGUGAAUCUGCUAAGUUACGUUGCAAUGUAUGACAUUUAAUAUAUAAAUAUAUAAAUAAAUAAACGGUUAUAUGCCCGCGAAAUCGCGCCCGCGCUCGCGGGUAAUAGUGUGAAUGCGUCGAUAAAUAUCCACCACGUGAAGAAAUUUGCACGUGUUCAAUCGGGUGCGUAGCAAAGAUACGCAAUCUUUUAUAUAGUAAAAUUAUAGUUUCGAUGAGAGUCCUGACUCGAUGAUUCUCUAUGCGAGAACAAUCUCUCAUUCGUGACUGCUUAUUUAUUAUUUAUUAAAAUCCCUUACUUUUCAGAAAUCUUGAAAUACAUUGAAUGUUUUCGUGAUGGAAGUCAAGUCUCGCGAGUGAAGAGAAGUUCUACAAAUCAGACGAGAUUAUGCCAACUCCUGAAACUUAAUCAGAAACUAAUUUUGUAGUUUUAGAAUGGAGAUAUCCUUGCUUGAGUAAACACCGAGGAGAAACCAACCUCGUACUCAUUGGGAAUAUGCUCCCCAUGUCUAAUUUAACACAGGUCUCCUUGUAGGGUAACUUGUACAUACGUUGCGAACGGGGAAUGUGCGAUUCCGCGACUGAAAGAACAGACGAUCUCGAGAAGUCUUCUCCGCGUUUGUCGAUUCAACGUCACCCGGAUUUUUAGCGACGCAUUCGGACCCGUGCAACCCAAUCAAAAAGCAUCGCGCGUGCUCGCGAAGCGAAACGCGAACGCGCCGUUGCAGGGCGUGUAAGUGUAAAGAAAAACAUAUUAGAAGUUAAGGCCAGUGUUACGUGUAUACGCAGUGUACUACUCAUAUCAUACGACGAGCUCGUUAAUAAAAAAAGACGCCGACCUGUCCGCUUGGCGAAUUUCACGGCCCAGAGAUCACGAGCGACACGAGUUUCGCAAUAAUGAAGUAAUCUCGGCACACAAUCUCGUCGCAUCGUCCGAAAAAUUCGUUUACCUCCCGAUCUCUCGAGACAACCAAGAAGAAAUAAUAAUUCCUCGAAAUAAUCUCUUUUUGUAAGCGUCCCGCGCUAUCACGUUGAUUGUCGAAUCUGUAUUCUAUUACCCUCCCUACCCCGUUCCGGUAUAUCGCGAUAUCGCCAGGUCGAGGCGCAAGAUUGACGAAAAAGGAGAGAUAGAGAAAGAGUGAGACAGAGAGAGAGAGAGAGAGAACAUGACGAAGAGAAAUUUGUAAAUCCACAUCUGGUACUUCCAACAACUUGUUAUACGCUAUAAAUCUGGUGUAUCAUUAUAUGCCAUAUCUUCGACAA
This is a messenger RNA of Odontomachus brunneus, 15346 nucleotides long. It is a transcript of the gene ush, whose product is annotated as zinc finger protein ush. NCBI's taxonomy places the organism in Eukaryota, Metazoa, Arthropoda, Insecta, Hymenoptera, Formicidae. Gene Ontology annotation, molecular function: RNA polymerase II-specific DNA-binding transcription factor binding. The transcript is spliced from 10 exons. Gene Ontology annotation, cellular component: nucleus. Gene Ontology annotation, biological process: cell differentiation; heart development; negative regulation of transcription by RNA polymerase II. Bases 9725 to 12505 code for a protein of 926 amino acids. The record is from RefSeq and is a predicted model, not a curated record.